Molecule: messenger RNA, 2463 nt
Organism: Phanerochaete carnosa HHB-10118-sp
Lineage: Eukaryota; Fungi; Basidiomycota; Agaricomycetes; Polyporales; Phanerochaetaceae
Exons: 7
Coding region: 47-2146 (699 amino acids)
Biological process (GO): signal transduction
Molecular function (GO): 3',5'-cyclic-nucleotide phosphodiesterase activity
Source: RefSeq, a predicted model, not a curated record
CGCUUCUGCUCGCACGGUCCGAUAGCUUUCAGCCUCGUGGACCCCCAUGGGACUGCACUCGCGCAGGCGCAGCGUCGACGUCGGCGGCCUCGCCCUCGCCCUCGGCGACGAAGGUCGCGGCCAUGGCUGGGGCGGCUGGGAGGAAAUCCAGGAUGGCGAGACCAGAUAUGCCGAAGUCUUGAUAGACGUCCGUGCGCACACCGAGACAAUAGUCAACUCGGAGCCGCCCUACACCACCUCACCCAUGAUUAACGUCGACGACAAGACACGGCGCCGCCUAAUCGAAUCCCUGGACUCGUGGCAUUUCGAACCACACAAGCUCCCAGAAGAGCACAUCCUUGCCUGCACCUACAUCCUCUUCGAGGCUCUCUUCCGCAUACACGGCAUGCAGGACGCUAUCGACGUAUCCUUGGACCAAAUAUCCACGUUUCUCCAGCACCUCCGUCAGCUCUACCGUCAAAGGAACACAUACCACAACUUUCAACAUGCCCUCGACGUCUUCCAGGCGACCUUCUUCUUCCUCUUCACCGCCGGCAUUGUUCCGCCCGUCUCCAUACUCUUGCGCGCGGACGCACGCCUGUGGCAACCAGACAAGCAGCGCGCAAAGAGAGAAAAGUCGUUCAUCGGCUCUCUCACACACGAGGACAUCUUUGCAUUGUACAUCGCAGCCGUGGGUCACGACGUGGGGCAUCCUGGUCUUACAAACGCCUUUCUCCGCAACGCGAAAACGCCGCUCGCAGAGCUCUUUGAGAACUCGACGCUCGAGCAGCUGCAUUACAGCCUCAUCAUGCAGCUCAUGCGACACCAUGGACUUGGCACCCUCCUGGAUCGCCCAAAGUCCGGCCCGCCGUUCAGGAAGCUUCUCGCGAUGACCGUGCUUGCGACAGACAUGAGCGUCCACGCCGAGUUCAUGCAGUGCUUCAAAGAGAUGGUGAACGCCGAGAAUCCGAUCGACCCGUUUCGGCAAAAGGUGCUCGUGUGCCAGGCGUUGAUCAAGUGUGCGGAUAUCAGCAACCCCAGUCGGCCACAUACGGUGUCGCAGCACUGGGCAGCGGCUUUGGAGGCAGAGUGGACGAGUCAGUUCUUGCUUGAACAGCACCUGGAUUUGCCGACCUCGGUGAAACCGUCCAAGGACGCGCUGAGCGAGGCAAAGGGCCAGGUGUUCUUCACCAGCCAUUUCACGUACCCGCUGUUCGAGCUCACCGCUUCUGGAAUCCCACAAAUGGCAGUCUUCGCACAGCAAUGCAAGGAAAACCUGAAGCAGUGGGAAGAUCGCUGCGCUUUGCUAUCAGCUCCGGAGAAGCACAGUGGGGACUCACCACUGAACCGUGCUCUUGCCCAUGGACACUCGCACUCGCCCGAGGACUUUCUCUCCGCUUUCCCACCAACACUUCCCAGAGAUUUCCUGCGGGAACACGUGCACUCGGUUCCGUCAUCAUCUGACCAUGAUUCGGGACACGAGUACUUUGAUGGAUCGUCGGUCUCGCCGCCGGGUUCUCGACCGUCGACUUCUGGCAGUGGCUCUUCCGCCUACAGCCACUACCACACCUGUUCCUCCACGUCGCCAUCACCUCCUCAUUUUCGCGUCUCGUUUGAUCCGUCCCUAGGCGAGCCACUACCGCCGCCGCCGCCUCCGCCUCACGCGACCACCACGCAGCUCCCACGUCUGGAAAUCACCAAGUCGCCUGCGGCGAGCAUUGCCUCCGCCACGUCCAAUACGUCGUCGCUCUUCAUCAACACGCACGACGCGACGAGCGCUAUUCGUGCGGCCUACAAGGCAAGCGUGCGGAAGAAGAAGAGCUUCCACCGGACGUCGUGGAACCCGUCGCCGAGCGAGUACCAGGAGGUGAUGCAAGGCAAGGUGCGCGGACCGUCGCCGAACUGGCCUUCGAGCCCCAGGACGGCGAGCCCUCGCGUCAAUGGGCUGGGCGCGCCCCGUGAGAACAUGGCGGCGUCCCCGAAGGCGCUCAGCCCGCUCUCGCCGGUCUCGUCCGGGAGCAACCACAUGGGCCCGCUCAGUGCGCGGUCGGUCUCGACCGUGUCGUCUGCGUCGCCGGUCACGCCUGAGAGUGCGCUCCGUUCUGCGAACGGCCCCGGCAACACGCUCCUGAGCACGCUCGUGUCUGGUGUGUCCGCGCAAUGCUGAGUGCCGUUGUUUCAUUUUCGACCUCCUCUUCGUUCACCGGCCCCACGAGCGCCCCGUAAUACUUGUUUCUUCGUCGUUUUCCUUGCGCACACACAUCACUCAUAAGCCUGGCCUCCUGCCCUGGCCUCAUCUAACACACACAUUCACAUCCACACACACACACACAUCUCAUGGUCAUUGUACGCCUGAAUCGUGUAGCCAUCUGUAGCCCUUUCCCUCUCUCUCUCUCUCUCACUCCUGCUGAUCACUCUCACUCUCUCUGUCUCUGGCCUACUUCCUCUGUUGGCUCGCACGCGUCUCUAGCAGCUAGCGCCACC